AUGAUCGGUCUGACAAAUGCUAUGCGAUGGAGGAAAUCGUUUGGAGUUAAAGACCUAAAGGAAAGCGAUUUUCCAGAAGAAUACUACAGAAGCGGAUCUAUAAUCACAUACGGAAGGGAUAGAAAUGAUGCCACAGUUAUUAUAGUGAGGGCUAAUAUUCAUAAGAAGAUCCACGAAUGGUCUGAUGUCAUGAAAAAGUUUUUCAUUUAUCAAAUUGAAAAAAUUGAUUUCAAUAACGAUGGAAAAGGUGUGACACUAAUCCUAGACUGCAGUGGUAUUGGGAUUUCAAAUUUGGAUUUAGAUUUAUUGCAGUUUAUCGUCACGUCUUUCAGCAUCAUGGCUUCCAGAAGACGAUCAAAAUCAUGGCUUCCAGAAGACGAUCAAAAGUUUUUCCAUUUAACACAGAAGAAGAAUUUAAAUGAAUUUGUUUGCGAACAACAAUUACCCAAAUUUAUGGGCGGAAAUAAUCCCAAUUCCUAUCAAAUGGUCCCAAAAAGUGCGCUAAAAGCCGAGGAUUUGGUCACAAGAAUUGGACUCAAGAAAAAGGACGCACAAAAACUUAAAUUUUUAGAAAACUAUAGCAAUUAA
Molecule: messenger RNA, 588 nt
Organism: Medioppia subpectinata
Lineage: Eukaryota; Metazoa; Arthropoda; Arachnida; Sarcoptiformes; Oppiidae
Source: the annotation of a GenBank genome assembly